Molecule: messenger RNA, 12977 nt
Organism: Calidris pugnax (ruff)
Lineage: Eukaryota; Metazoa; Chordata; Aves; Charadriiformes; Scolopacidae
Gene: OTUD7A
Product: OTU deubiquitinase 7A
Exons: 14
Coding region: 322-3141 (939 amino acids)
Biological process (GO): protein deubiquitination involved in ubiquitin-dependent protein catabolic process; protein K48-linked deubiquitination; protein K11-linked deubiquitination
Cellular component (GO): cytoplasm; nucleus
Molecular function (GO): K63-linked polyubiquitin modification-dependent protein binding; DNA binding; cysteine-type deubiquitinase activity
Source: RefSeq, a predicted model, not a curated record
CAGGCACAUGAUACUGCAGAGCUUCAAAAAAUCAGAAGUAAAAUCAGCUGGACGGUUGCCUCCUGCCCUCCUAAAUAGGGAGAAAGCGGGUUUACUGAUGUGGAUGCCUGCCUCAUUUGCUUCACCAAAAUGAGAUAGGGCAUGCAGGAGAGAAGGGAGAUUUUUGCAAGUAGAACCUACCAUGAUUUCUCAGGGGACAAAAUUUUGCUUAUUCAUACCUUCUACUGUGGCAAAAAUGGAUUAUUUUCCUCACCAAAAGCCAGCAGCAUAACACCCAUCCGACAUAUGCCUCAAGGAACUCUUCUUUAAAGUCUGUUAUGGAUGCCUUCUAGCCAACCCGCGAGUCCUGCUGCUGCUGCAUGUCUGGCAGCAUCUCUGAAUGAUCUCAUGACUCUUGAUAUGGAUGCAGUCCUGUCAGACUUUGUUCGGUCCACGGGGGCAGAACCGGGUCUGGCAAGAGACUUACUGGAAGGCAAAAAUUGGGACUUGACAGCAGCUUUGAGCGACUAUGAGCAGCUCCGGCAGGUACACACGGCCAACCUGCCACAGGUCUUCAACGAGGGCAAAUACUACAAGCAGCAGGAGCCGGAGCAGCCUCCCCAGGUGACAAAGGCUGAGCGGCCCUGCCUGCAAAGGCAGGAUGACAUUGCUCAAGAAAAGCGUCUCUCCAGAGGCAUUUCUCACGCCAGCUCAGCCAUAGUCUCCCUGGCCCGAUCCCAUGUAGCAAACGAGUGCAGCAAUGAGCAGUUCCCUUUGGAGAUGCCCAUCUACACAUUCCAGCUACCAGACCUUAGCGUGUACAGCGAAGAUUUCCGAAGCUUCAUUGAACGUGACUUAAUUGAGCAGGCAACAAUGGUUGCUUUGGAGCAAGCAGGACGACUAAAUUGGUGGUCCACAGUGUGCACAAGCUGCAAACGUCUUCUUCCCUUGGCUACAACAGGUGAUGGAAACUGCCUCUUGCAUGCUGCAUCUUUAGGGAUGUGGGGAUUUCACGACCGGGACCUUGUUUUACGUAAAGCACUCUAUACAAUGAUGAGAAGUGGAGCUGAAAGGGAAGCACUGAAACGAAGAUGGAGAUGGCAACAGACCCAGCAGAAUAAGGAGUCAGGUUUAGUGUAUACAGAAGAAGAAUGGGAACGGGAGUGGAACGAACUGCUUAAACUGGCAUCAAGUGAGCCACGUACACAUUUCAGCAAAAAUGGAGGCACCGGUGGUGGAGUUGAUAAUGCAGAAGAUCCAGUGUAUGAGAGCUUGGAAGAGUUCCACGUUUUUGUCUUAGCCCAUAUUUUGAGAAGACCAAUUGUUGUAGUAGCAGACACAAUGUUACGAGACUCAGGGGGAGAAGCGUUUGCACCUAUACCAUUUGGAGGAAUUUAUUUGCCACUUGAAGUUCUACCCAACAGAUGCCAUUGCUCACCUCUUGUGCUAGCCUACGAUCAGGCCCAUUUCUCUGCUCUGGUUUCCAUGGAACAAAAAGAUCAACAGAGAGAACAAGCGGUGAUCCCCCUGACUGACUCUGAACACAAGUUACUGCCUUUGCACUUUGCGGUGGAUCCUGGGAAAGACUGGGAGUGGGGAAAAGACGACAACGAUAACACCAAGCUGGCCAAUUUGAUUCUGUCUCUUGAGGCAAAGCUUAAUCUCCUGCACAGCUAUAUGAAUGUAACGUGGAUACGCAUACCGUCUGAGACACGGCAGGCCCCUUUGGCUCAACCCGAAUCCCCUACAGCUUCAGCCGGGGAAGAUGUUCAGUCUCUGGCUGACUCAAUGGACUCAGACCGAGAUUCCAUCUGUAGUAAUUCCAACGGCAAUAAUGGCAAAAACAGUAAAGAAAAAGAAAAGGACAAACAGAGGAAAGAUAAAGACAAAAACAGGACGGAUUCAGUUGCCAAUAAAAUAGGAAGCCUCAGUAAAACCCUGGGAAUUAAACUGAAAAAGAAUAUGGGUGGUCUCGGAGGCCUGGUGCAUGGCAAAAUGAGCAGAGCCAAUUCAGGGAAUGGGAAAAAUGGUGAUGCAGUAGAGAAAGUCAAAGAGAAAAAGUCGAAGUCUCGAAAAGGCAGCAAAGAGGAAUCCGGACAGUCUGCGAGCACUUCUCCAUCUGAGAAGACCACUCCAUCUCCGACUGACAGAGCCAGCAACUCGCCCGUUGAAAAGGUGAACACUAAAUCCUUCCCUGACAAGCAGUCUGACCCAUGGAAGUACAGCACUGACGUGAAACUCAGCCUCAAUAUUCUGAGAGCUGCCAUGCAGGGGGAACGGAAGUUUAUUUUUGCUGGCCUUCUUUUGACCAGUCAUAGGCAUCAGUUCCACGAGGAGAUGAUAGGCUAUUACCUGACCAGUGCACAGGAGCGUUUCAAUGCAGAACAGGAACAGAAAAGAAAGGAUGCUGAGAAAAAGGCUGCACUGAAUGGGCCAUCUAAUGGGUCAUCUAAUAGGAAACUGGAGCCAGAAGCAUAUUCAAAAGAAAAAUUAGAAACAUCUCCUCAGGAUAGGGCAUCACCCGUCUUGCCUCAAAGCCAUACGACUCAACUGGUUUUAAAAUUUAAAGAUCGCACUAGUCCCACUCCUGGGUCAUUUUCUUCGCCUACUAAUGGUGCUAAGAAAAGUGGACCCAUCCCGGUAUCUGCCCACUAUAGCCAUACGCCACCCGUUCAAAGGCAAAGCGUCAUCCAUUUGCAUGAUGUCAACUCCAAGCCAUCGAGCUUCCAAGACGAUACCUACAAGCCAGUGGUUGGCACCUUAAAAACCUGUGCCACCUAUCCCCAACAAAACAGAUCGCUGUCUUCUCAGAGCUAUAGCCCAGCCCGGAUAUCCGGUAUCCGUACGGUGAACACAGUGGAAUCGCUGAGCUAUGCCAUGCCCACGGAACACAAGUCUCAGACAUACACAAAUGGAUUCAAUACUGGAGAUAUCAGAGACUGCUUAGAAUAUGCUGAUGAGGAUGCUCCUCAGACCUGGUUGAACAAUGAUAAAAAUCAAGGCAGAAGCACAGUUUGCCCAAUAUAUUCCAUCCAGCAGAACCGCUGUAAGAAGGAGAACUGUUCCUUUUAUGGUCGUCCUGAGACUGAAAAUUACUGUUCAUACUGCUACAAAGAAGAGUUAAAACGCAGGGAGAGAGAAAGCAAGGGACACCGGCAUUGAGGAUUCUUCCGUGACUACUUAGUUUUACCAUUUUCUUACUUACAAAGUAAACAGUGUUGAAUUGCAGUAAAAGGAAUCCUUAAAAAAAGAAUAAAGGAUUGAUGAGUCAAUAGUGUCUAGCUUUUCGCUUUUCCGGGGCAAUGAGGAAAUAACAGGAUUAAUUUAUCAUAAAAAAAAAAUAUUAUUUUCCAUUUUGUCAGUGUCUUUUUUACAUAUACUGGUAAGCUGAAGGGUUGUUUACUCCUUUGUCAGUGCUGUGUAUAUGUUUGGUCAAAAAUUUACUAAUGGUGCCUGAAUUUACACUGACAUCACUCAGGUAGUAGAACGAUAGGGGAAAGUCAUAAUACCGGAGAUGUGGUGUUGUAGUAGGGUAGUAUCUGCCUUGUAGACAUUUGAGAAUCUAUAGCUAUUAUGAGAGUAUUUUUUCCUCAGUAAAACCUAAAUUUUUCAUAGCCUUUUUUUUUCAUGAGGGUAGUGAUUUUGCGUACUGCACAUUUCUAACAUGGCAGCAUUACUACUAAUGUUUGUACUCAUUUUAGUCUGAAGUUGAAUGAUGCUGAGAAAAUGGGAGUGAAAGAUCUCAAUUCAUGAGGGCUGUAGCUCUUCCUAAUUUAAAAUUCUUACCAGUUAUUUCUACAUUUCCAUAAAACGGUAGACAAGCCACUUUUAUUUGUACUGAAUUUUUACACUGGUUUUAUAAAAAAUACAUAAUGACUGGCAAGACUUCAUAUCACAAAAACCACCACAUAGGUUAGUUUUGGGCACCUGAAUUUCAAUAUUAUUUUCAUUGCUGUUAAAAUUGAGAGAAAUGUGAAAAUAAAUUAUAAAAAUUGUAUUAGAUUUGGAAAAUUUUACGACCAGCUAGGAAAUUUAGGAUCAUUUUAGAGCUGAAUGAACUGCUUGUCAAAGCAAAUGUAUUGCAUCGAUUCCCUUUGCUGUUGCAUUAAUUUAAUAAUAAUUUAUUUAUUCUUUUCUUAGCAUUACCAGUUGAUAGUUGUUGCAAACAUAACUACUUGUGAGCCUUUCUUGAAGGCUGCUGGCUCCACCUAUUUCUGACUCUUCUAGAGUGAGUUAUGUACCUACCAAGAGGUUCCCAAGCGGCUAUAAAAUACCUCCAGUCUGAAUGGCAACUCCUAGCACAGAUUUGCACAAGUCUGAUAUCCAAAUACUUAUGUAACUAGUUGCAAUAGUUUUGAAAAUAAAACUUGACUCAUAGAAACAUUUCUGUAAAGCAGACACAGCAAAUACUGUUGAAGGAGAUGUAUGGCAUUAGGAGGUUUUCAUGAAUAUAGUGCUUGCCAGUUUUGCACCCCUCUGCCAUCAACUGGCAUGAUGUAUUAAGAGUAGAUCUUUAGUGCUUUAGCGUUGUUACACUUAUAAGCAACAGCUCAUUUACUGUCUACCUUCUUUUUUUUUUUUUCUUUUUUUUUAAGAGCUCAUUUUCCACAAAUAGGUGAAGAAUAACCUUCAAGACCACUUACUCUGCCAGUUAAAGGUGCAGAAAAUGAUUUCUGCCUUAUUCGUUAUGGAAUAGCACUUUUCUGGCCUGCACAGGGAAGAUUCUUUGCCAAAGAGUCUUUGUUCCUGAUUCUUUUCUGCCGUACCCCGAUUUUUAUUCUUGACAUGGUGGCAGCAUUUCACUUGCCUGCAGUUCAUCCUUGUUAGCCCUGAAACUGAGCUUAAAGGAGCCCGUGAAACAAGAUACAGAAACCUAUGCUGAUGUGUACUGGCUUUCAGGAAAAGCACAUAAGUUUUUGCUAAUAUCCCACUGAAAUUUGUGGGACUGAGCACAUACUCUAAAUUGAUAAUAGGUUUUCUGCUGAACGCGAGGUUUAAAGAAUAGUUUCAAAAAUAAAUCUGUUGGCCACUCCUAGAAAGUCAUGGCCUUUGCCGUGUUAGCUGUUCCAUGAAUCCGCACCCGUACUUUGUAUUUCGUGCUGUAUUCUGAGCAUACACUGAAUGGUACUGAAUUUGCAUUCCUUCAUUAAAGGUAAGGACUGGUAUGCGUAAUGAGAGGUUAAAACUCCAUGUCACCUCUGUCCUGAAGGUAAGCACAUUCUAAACCCCCUGUCUCCAGCUGUGUACCCUGGUCAGCAGUGUCCUUUUUUGGUUAACUCUUGUGAUUACAUGUAAGUUCUUAUUGCCAAAGAAAUCUGUGAUUGCAGAUUAUGCUAAACCAAGCCAGAUCAAUUUAAAACAAAUUAAAUAUCAUACUUGAUUGUAUUUGUUGUCGAGGCUGAGAAAACUGACAGGACAAAACUUCAUGAAAAAAAUAAAUAUUUAAGAAUUCUUAGAGCAUUAGAGUAGCAGUAGCAUUUGAUACUCUGAGAAUUGCUUCUAUGUAAAAUUGUGCUUAAGAAAUAUUACAUCAGCAGCAAAGUACACCAGCCCAUGUAUUUAAGUCAGUUGUAUCCUUUCUAAAUGAGGAAAAAAAUGACAGCACAUAUGUAAAAAUAAGCAAUUAGCAUAAGAAUUUGCUGUUUCCCCUUUUUCAAAAGAGUUGUUUCUAGUUUAUGUUUUUAAGAUCUACAACUUGAAAGAGUUUUACAGCUGGUCAAUAUUUAGACAAAUUGUUCUAUUUUAAAUUAUUGAAUAGAUUGUACCUGUAUGUUAGAUUAAUUUGAAUAAUUAAUUAAUUGUAUUUGGAUAAUUAUAGGCUUGACUGUAUGGAAUAACAAACUUCAGUGUUCAGCGUUAUCCUCAAGUCACUCAGAUAUUUCCAUAAAUAGUUGCCACUACUGGAUUGCUCAUUUUAAAAUAUCUGUUACAUGAAACACGUUUCAGUUGUACCUGCUGCAUGCCUACAAGGCAAUUUGCCAGUUAAAAUCUACCCAUCUUUUCCUACUAGUUGUCCUUUUUUUCUGAGCUAUUUGUGGCAGUUGUCUGAAGGGGAUACCGUAGUUGGUAUUAACAGCCCAGACAUACAGAUGGAAUGCCUCCUCCUGGAGAAGUGACUGUCCUAUUAAAAGAAGAGUCUAGAUAUAAGAGGAAAUUUUCUACUUUUUUUUUUUUUUUCAAAGAGAAUUGCAAACUGCUCAUGAGUUGCGUUCACUAGCACUGAAAGAAAUUAUGUCGUUCCUUAGGUAGGUGUGAGAGGGAAUAAUCUUCAACUGUGAGUUUCUGUUGCCCUAGAUGGCUAACCUUUGACUGCUCUUCUCGCUCAUUUUUCCUUACAUUGGAAGCUCAUGUAGCCACAGGCCAGCAAGUCCUUUCUUGUGCCUGAUCUGCCGUCUCUGUACCUUUCAGAGCUCAUUAGAGUUAUUACUUAGUCCCAGUUGUACAGAAAUCGUUUUGGGAGGACUGUGUUAAUUUCUUCUGUUAACUCAAGUGGCUGAAAAACACAUACAUAUUUUUGCAUUUGCUUUUUUCCCCUCUCUUCUUGAUAGUGAUUCAACAAUUACCACUGUUGUCCCGAUUUCAAAAGUACAGACUAAAUCCUGGGUAGGCUAGGCCUUCCUCACAUAGAUCCCAAAUCACCAGGAGAUAUUUAGGUUGGAGGAAGCUGGGAUGUUUUAAUGUGUGAAUGUGCAAUUUUUCUAAUUUAAAAAAGGCUUAAACCUAUUAUGCAAUUUUUUUAUGUUGUUCAUAAACUCUGAUACAAAGGUCUGUUCGUAACAGAGGAGGCCUGUAAUACAUAAUGGGUUUCAGUCACACUUUAUAUUAAAGUUCCAUUUUAAAUGCUUUAUAAAGAGUUGUUAAACUAUUGCUAGACUUUACAAGUAUUUUUUCAGAUGUGGGUGUCAGUUGUAGCACAUGGCUAACAAGCAGCUCAUUCAGAAAAAGGUGGUGUAGAUUAUCAAAAGUAAUUUAAGAUACUUUGGAUUUUAAAACAAUUGAUUAACCUUUUGUCAUUAUGGUUCAUUGAGUUUUAUAAAUGCAAUGGAAAUAUAGUGUGUGACCAGUUUUUUUAGCCAUUAGUUUCUUCUUCCUAAGUCAAAGGUAACCUUAAAGGGAUCAGUGAAAGAAAGAUGCUGUACUUGGAGAGGUUUGUGUUGCUUGUUUCUUAAGAAAUCUAAAUAGGCCAAGUGAAGUCUCCAGAGUUGUCUUUUUUAAAUUGCAAAGCUGGUGAUGUGAGCAGUAUGACUCGAUACAGACAGCAUUGAGGAGGGAAGCUUUUUGUGGAUUUGCACAGUUGGACUGCAGAUCGAAUCAGUCUGAGGCAAUACCAGUCCUUGCACAUACAGGCAGAUUCAGGGUUAUCUACUCCUCGUGUGAUGAAUGUGUAGAUAUCAAAAAAAUGCACAGCACAGAUCUGACAAAUACUGCCCUCUCACUCUCUGACUCUGCAAACAGUUACACUGGUGCUCAACUUCACUAAUAUCAAUAGUCUCCCUGACAUCAAGGAGACUACUUGUUUUCAGAAACUUAACACAACUGUUAAGAAAAAGUAUAAAAGUUUGUGGGAUGGAGGCCUGAGCCUUUAGCCAGUGUUUGUUCCCCUCAGGCUGCCUGACCUCACUCUUCCAAGAGGAGAACUGAUGAGAAUUUUGCCUGAGGAGCAGAGAGCCUCUGUGGGCUAGAUCUGCUGUCCUGAAACCUGCGGGCAGAAUCCCAUUAGUAAUUAGUAAUGGGGCCUUAAACCGGGUGCUUCAUGGACACACAGAACCCUGGCAGGCUGGAGGUGAAAGGAAAGCACGGGCAAGUGAAGGGAGUAAGGUCUCAUAGCACUGAGAAUGUUUUGCACAGGUGAAACCCCGUGUGUUAAUAGAAACCACAAUAAUCUCAAAUAAACAUAGGUCCAGAGAAGCAAAAUAACUGAUGCUGAUUGUAGAUGGCUUUUCAGCUUAGUGUAUUUUAAGUCUCUGUCAGUGUAUUUGAAGAGUAUUUGUUUUAGGGUAUGGCAGCUUACGCAGAGGAUCACCAAACAGUAUAUAGCAUAGAAUUUAAAUUAUUUCAGUAACAGACACUAGUAUCUAUUUUAAUUUGCACAUUAAUUUCCAGUGUAUAUGACUAAAAUACUAUAUUGUUAAAAAUGAGAGGAAAACAACACAAAGGUGUUUGUAAGUAUGUUCUGUUUGUAGAUUUAAGGCUGUAUUAUGUUGGAAUUUUACAAGCCAAGUUUAAAUUGUAAUAUAGAAAUUAUUUUUAUAUUAUUUUGAAAAUAUGCUACAGAGCAAUAUUUUGCGCCUUUAUUAUAAACAGGGUCAUCAUUUUAGUAGGUUACCUUCAGAAAUGCUGGUAGAUAUUAACCAUGAAAAGAAAGCUUUGUAAAUGUACUUGUUGUUUCUAACUGCUCCGUCUGUUGUGCAGAUCUGUAUCUAAUGCGAGUUGAAUAUACAAAUUUUUUUUAAUUGAAAAGCUUUAAAUUUUUCUUUAUAUAUUUUGGUACAACACUAUCCCUCUCUAUUUAAUUCUACUCUUCUUUCCAGUCCCUACCAAUAGCUACUUUUAUAAGCAGCUUCUGAAUAAACACUCAUCUGGAAAGUUUUCUUACCAAAUGAAACAUUUCCGUACAGAUAUUGAUUGACUUGGGACAUUCAUAAGACACCCUGAAUCCAUUGGAGUAAUACUACUUUGCUUUUUUUUAAAAAAAAAAAUAAUAAAUCAGAGACUUAUUAUUCCUUCAAAAUGAAAAUCAAGAAUGAAUAACCAGUGCAAUCAUUUAGCAUCUGUGGGAAGAGAAUCACUCUAGAUCAUAGAAAUGUCAUCCUUUAACUGGCAGAUACAUUGUGUUUUAAUAUAUAUCAAAUAUGCAUUAGCUUCUUGCAGAUUCAAUUGUUCAGAUUUUAUUUCUUCAUAGUUCAUUGUACUAUACAUAUCAAUUACUGAUGAACCAUGCAAAAAAGACUUUGCAAACUAAUGCAUAUGUUAAGUCAGGAGUCUCUGUAGUUUUUGAAAUUCCAUAACUUCUGUGGUUCAGUUUGUUGGGGUUUGUUUAUUUGUUCCAGAAUUACUAUUAAAGUAUGUACUGCAACCAAAAUUAUCAAAUCUGGACGCCUAAUGUUAAGAUUCUGCAUCCAGGUUUCUCCUAAUAAAUCGACUGGUUUUAAGAUGUACUGAGCAUCAAUUUCUGUGGGAGCAAAAGCUCUUUCUUGGUUUCAGAACAAUCAAGCGAGCGUUACUCCAACACAUAUUCAGGGCUCUUCUUGAUUAGUCUAUGCUUCUUUUCAGUCAAUGGAAUUUCCAUUUUCUCUUUAGUGAUUUUUCCAUCUGUGAACAAAUAAUUGGGCUUAUUCAUAAAGUGAUUGCUUGAAUAUGGAGAGACUUGCCUUGUACCAAAACACCAUAUAAUUGUUUUACUGUUGCAUUCUUAAUGGGGCUAGUGUAUGCCACUGAUUUUGGGGGGAUUGAGACUUUUUCAUGGAUAUCAUGAUCAUUCUGUUUUGUUUGGGUUUGUUUUUUUUCCUCUCAAGUGAGUAUACUGUUCUGAUUGCUGUUUUAUCUCCCAUUUACCUGAAUGCACGUACUGUACCAAGAGAAUUGAAAUGGCUGAUGCACAUUUGCACUGUGGAACAUGUGAUAUGGGUAAAAGCCACCGUGUUCCAAACAGCCUUAAAAUUACGACUCUCUGGGGACUGAGAGUCACUUAACUGGAUGCAGCCUCUGUCCCGCUUCCUCGUUUAACCAUGACUGUAAAAUACUCCAGCCUGCUGUAAGUCUACCUAACUGCAUGCCCAGCCAUCUGAAUAACCUCUAAUCCUAAAAAAUUUUACUUUAAAAAAUUGUAAUUCUUCGCUCAGUGUCAGCGUGUCAGGAAACCAUUGUCAAUAGAGGAAAUAGGGGUAGAACUAGAGAGAGAGCGGUAGGUACUAGAGUAACCAUGGCACCAAAAUACUAAAAAGAGGUAAAACAGUUAAGAUGUAUCAAAAACUAUUUCCUGUCAAGACUGGGAGCUUUUUAGAUCUUCCUGUAUUCUGGGGAGACAGAGAAAUGUUGUUUUGCCAUUCAUCUCUGCAUCUAAUGUAGCCUCUUACUCUGUUGCAGAGUUUGCCAUUGGGGAAGAAGGGAGAGAAAAAUGGCAAGUUUUCUUAAAUAAAGCAAAUUUUACUUGAGUGGCAGAAUCAUCUGAGAUGGCAGAAAUGUGAUCCAGUGUUAGAACUGAACAGUGCCUGACUCCUGUGUGCUGGAUGUGUAUCUCCUUUUCAUUUUGCCCCUCUCCAAUGCUGUUUAAACAAACCAUAGGGGAAGUGUAAGCUGGUAUGACAGUGACCCAGUUCUUCCUUUGUUCACAUGCAAAAUCAAUGUAAAUACGAAAGUGGAUUUACACUGGAGUUACACUUUCGCUCUCAUGCCAACUGGGAGGUAAAAGCCACAUUUUUAGGUAAAUCCCAUGUAACUUCUUUGCCACAGAAUAACAUUAGAACCCUUGGGACAGCACCUUUGCCUGAUGAAGGCUGGCAGUCCAUCAGGAGCUGGGAGCCAUGGCCAGCCCCAGCCAACACAGAGCAAGCCUGGCCACUCUUGCCUUUAAAACAGACACAGUUCACCCUGGCCCCGUGGUGUCUAAACAGUAUCUUUGCAGUCAAGAUGAAGUGGAACACUGCCUUGUUGUCAUUGCCUCCAGGUUUAAGUAACACGAAGCCUCUUCCCCAUGUUUUUGGUUAAAAUACCCAGGAGAUGUGGCAGCAGAACAUGGCAUCUUGGGCUCAGAGAAUGCCCUGCAUCUCCUUGUAACGGGCUUGCAAUCAGGUAUGAAUUGAAACACAGCCAUGCAGGCGUGGUAGACGCGCUCUCGUCUUGAAACUUUGCAAAUUGUGUGCACUUAUGUUUUAAUACUAACAAAAAUUAAGCAAUGAUUUUAUUUUUUAUUUGCUCAAGAUUCUGAGUACUGUAAAUAUGGUCUUUGUAUAAUGCACACAGUGCAUGUACAGUACAAAAAAUGCUUUUCCCUUGGAGCUGCUCAAGGAGCUUUGCAUGCACAUAUCAAUCUCUGCUCAUUCACCACAAACCAAGGAGAACAAGCGGGAUCUAAGCUGAGAUUAAACAAUGAAGGGAAUUAGGCACAUAGACCUAAGGGGCUAGGAGUUCCCAAACACAGUAUUCCAGGCCCGCUCUGAUAGUUUUGUAUAAAACUCUGUCCCAAUGAUCUGGAUUAGGUUUGUUCUCUUUCCUGGGGAGGAGCAAUUACUUCUGUCUCUUUUCCAAGCCCAUUGCUCUUACCGUGCUCGCUCCUUGUUGCGUUUGGAAUGUCAGUCUUACCAGGAUUCAGCUGUGAAGCAGUUUUUCAAACCUGCAUAAAGAUCUUGUUUUCUUAUUGGAGCCCUUCUAGAGCUUUAUUUUGCAUUCAAUUUUAAGAUAUAAAAUACUGUUAUAAACUUUUCAUAAUGCCUUGAAGUUGACUGUUGUGUGGCUGAAAGACUUUGUUCUCCUUGGAAGUCCUCAUUCUUCCUCAUUGAUUCUUGUGACUAACAUUCUUGUAUGGAAAAAGUUGAAUGAAACAUUGAAAAUAUCAAUGCUGUUUACAUGUAUUUCUGCCAUUCGGUGUAUUUUACCUUUUUUUGUUACAGAAUCCUGUGUUGUUAAAACCCAAUGCCUCUCAGAUUAGGGCAAAUCUUGAAGGACAGUCUGAAUUAUUAUACACAAAAGGUAUAUGUAGCUAAUUGAUUAGAACUUUCCUAUUACUAUUGUAUAAUGUGCGCUCCCCAAAUUGUUGGUACAUCUUUUUUGCUACUGCUAAUAUUUUUCGUGUUCUCUUUCCUUAGACAAACUCUAAAGCUCUUUGUCCUUAAAGCCUGUGGUAGAUUUUCCAAUAAAGAAGAUUUUACUUCCUCAGUUCAGUUUGCAUAUAGAGUGGCUUGUCUCCCCAAACAAGAAUUAAAAUAACACAGAUGCCACACCCUUAGUUUACAGAAGUUCAUUUACUCAUUAACUGAGGGUCUCUUUUCAAUUAUAACCAAAGCUAAUUAUACAAAGUUUAAAAAAAUCAGGACAGGUAAUGUGACUCUUUCUAAUAACCUAGCAAACUCAGCAUUUUUGAAACCGUAGAAAUGUACAAUAAAUGUAUUUGUACUUGAAGUCCAUAUUUCAAAGAAAUAUAGUAGUUGGCUCUCACCGGGGCUUAAGUAAAUGUUAAUACGGAAUAAAGCAAGUCUCACUGAUUUUUGUUGGCUAAGAAUUCAACUUCUUGGUAGUCAUACCAUCCUUCUCAUUUUUCAGAGUCUGAGUUUCUUGUUGUCUUCUAUAAAUUUAUACUAUUUUAGAAAAGAUUGAUUUAGGAUUUAAAUAAACAAUAUAACAAAUAUAUCAGAAAUUUAUUUAAAACUGAAGUGACUUUUCAGGUUUCUCUGUAUUUGACCAUUUUCAUGCAAAACUUUUAUCCCGUAUGAAAGGAGUGAAUUUAUCUUUUCCCAUUGCCUUCCCUGUUCAUUAUUUAAGGAUGUGAUUGGUUGUAGUCACUUGUCUGCAAACAAAACAGUUCAUCAUUUUUAAGCUUACUACCAUAUCAUGUUUAAAUCCAUCAUUCAAAAGAAAUGAGCAUUAAUUAACAUUAGAAGAUAAUGAGUAUUUUUUGUUGUGAAAAGUGUGAGUUCUUGAGAACCUUUUCUACAUGCAGUUUUCAUUCAAAUUCAAUUAAAAUGUCAUUUUUAAUCUGAUCCAUACUUUGACAAAGAUGAUGUGUAAGAGCUGUUUUUAGCAGUGGGAUUGUUACUUUGUAAAGUAUUAAAGCACUAAACCAAUUUUUGCAAUAGGUAGUAAAACUUGCUUUUGUUUUGAAAAAACUUCCAGUUAUAACUGUCGCACUUUUUAUAGCAGAACUGUAUUUAAUUUCUUUCUUUUAUGAAAGAUUAUUCAAAGUAACUGAUAGCUCUGUAAUCUGUGUGAAUUGGCUUCUCCAUUAUUUGAAAGGGAGAGAAGCUAUAAUGCCUAUUCAAUAAAAUUAACUUAUUUCUAAAGUA